AUGGACGCCCCACCAACACAGCCUAUAAAUGUGGAAGAAGAUGAACUUACCAGACCGUACAAGCCGAUAGACGCAACGUUCCGGUCCAAAUUCACUCGAAGGAUCGCUAAGGCUCCUAUCAAGGAAAAACCCAAGAUGCCCCAAACGGUUGGCAAGUAUGAUGGUCUCGCCGACCCGGAUGAUCAUCUAAACUUAUUCAAGAGCGCCGGCGAAGUGGCCUGUUGGUCCAUGCCCUUAUGGUGCAAAAUGUUCGUACAAACGCUAGUGGGCGUGGCCCGAGUUUGGUGGGACAGCCUGCCCACAGGUGAAAUAGACAGCUUUGAAGACUUAGAAUCAAAGUUUAUCUUACAGUUUAGCCAGCAGCGCAGACACACGAAAGAUAGAAACGAGCUCCUCCACAUCCGUCGGCGAGAUAAUGAGACGGUAGAAAACUUUAUCAUCAGAUUUAACAAGGAAAGCCUGGCGAUCCCGGGCGUGACGAAUGAUCUGGCAUGUGGAGCUUUCCUCCAGGGGGUCAAUGAUGACGAGUUACUGAGAACGCUACAUGGAAGGGAUGGUGUACCCCCAACAAUUGAUGAAAUACUUCGAAUAGGCAAAGUAUACGUCAUACAAGAGAAGGCGGUAGCAGCUAGCCACGCAGCCAAUAGGAAGAAAGAAGCCCUAAAGAACCAGGAGGAAAAAGAUCACCGGGGAUCUAAAAGCAAAAGUAGGGGAGACCGAUACCAGAGAAACGACAAAGACGCGCGGUAUGACAGACACCGAAACUCCUAUUCAAGGAAUGAGCCGUCGAAACCUCGAUCCGAAUACCCCAACUUAAGCAACACACCGGCUGAAAUUUUAGCCUCAGAAAACCUCAGACUUAACCCACCAAAACCAUUGAAAGAUAACCCUAACAAGGAUACGAGUAAAUACUGUGAGUACCACAAAGGGAGCGGGCAUGACACCAACGAUUGUUUUCAGCUUAAGAAACAGAUCGAAUAUUUUGUAAAGUCGGGCAAAUUGGCACACCUAGUACGAGACAUCAAGCAAGGCCCGCCUGUCGUCAAAGAAGAAAAUGACAAGGCGCAGGCAAGAGGCCACGUGAAUUGA
This is a messenger RNA of Helianthus annuus (common sunflower), 1089 nucleotides long. RefSeq lists its product as uncharacterized. Bases 1 to 1089 code for a protein of 362 amino acids. NCBI's taxonomy places the organism in Eukaryota, Viridiplantae, Streptophyta, Magnoliopsida, Asterales, Asteraceae. The record is from RefSeq and is a predicted model, not a curated record. The transcript has a single exon.